UAUGUGGCAUUGUAUACACCAAAAUAACAACAAAAAUUUGGAUCACUAAAAUUAAUUUUCAAUGGAGCCACCUGAAUUAGUUGAUCAUGCACAAAGUACACAGAACUGCUUUCCAAAAUCUUCAGUCAACAUUGGAGUCGAAGCAAGCACCGCAGGAGUGGAGCCAAGGGUUGAAGAUGCUAAUGAUGAUUCAAGAAUGCUGAGUACAAAUGAUUCGGGAAGCCCAGAAGGGACAUCAUUGGGGGAAGGACGAGAAGAUAAACGGCCAAAAGAAGAGACUGGUUCUCAUGCGGAUGAUGUGAAGAUUGAUGAAGAGCAUUUGAGAGCAGAACAGAUUUGUAGAAUAUGUCAUUUGGGGAACGAACCAUCAUCAUCAGGGAGCUCAGAACUCAUUCAGCUCGGUUGCCAUUGUAGAGGAGAACUUGGGAUCUCGCAUCGUUCUUGUGCUGAAACAUGGUUUCAGCAGAGAGGAAACAGAUUGUGUGAAAUUUGUAACAACACAGCAAAGAAUGUUCGAUUAAUUAAGGAUAUCAGUAUAUACAUAAGAGAUUACCAUGAAAUAAGACCGAUGGCAGUCGCUGGAUAUGAUUCCCCAAGAGAGAGUCCAAGGAGAUGUAAACAGUUCUGUAACUUUCUUCUAGCAUGUUUGGUAGUUGGCUUCAUAAUCUCAACGUUCUUGAGAGCCAGAAUGUUCUAAGUAUAGAUAUCUCGUGUUUGAGUCAUUAAUUUCCAGAAAGGAAUUCGUACCCUUUGUCGAAAUCUGUAAAGUUUAAGGGCUCAGCUUAGGCCAAUGCUUGAUCAAAAAUCACCCAACAAAAUGCUGAAUGUUCUCUUGCCACUUGUUAUCUCAAUAACGAGCAACACUGGAUUUCCUUGUUUUGUUUCAUUUAGGAAAUAAUCCCAAUCAAAGGACAAAAAAACCAUCAAUUUCAUGGACAAGUACAGUUUUGCAUUCUGACUUGCGAUUCCCUACCAAAGUUUCUACUGCAAGGCAAAUGUUAUAUGCACAGAUUGUGUAUCAUUACAUGUUGACAUGUGCAUUUUGGAUGCAGAACAUUGACACAUCAGUACUUCCUUGAUGGCUAAAACCAUUCUUCGGAUCCUUUUCCUUGUUUAACCUUCGAUAAUUAUCAAGGCCAUUACUGCAUUGUGCGACUGAGAUCACAUAUGAGAAAUGAACCUAGAACCCGAUUUCAGUGACAAAAAUGGAGAGCCGCGCUAAAACAGUCCGUGUUCAGUUUAGAGCCAGCCC
This is a messenger RNA of Coffea eugenioides, 1252 nucleotides long. RefSeq names its product E3 ubiquitin-protein ligase MARCH11-like. The transcript has 2 exons. The coding region runs from base 62 to 697 and encodes 211 amino acids. Gene Ontology annotation, molecular function: zinc ion binding. The record is from RefSeq and is a predicted model, not a curated record. NCBI's taxonomy places the organism in Eukaryota, Viridiplantae, Streptophyta, Magnoliopsida, Gentianales, Rubiaceae.